UUAAAGGGGGGGGAGGAGAGAGGCUCCCACCACCUUCCCCCCACCCUCGAUGGGAGAGGAGGAGUCUCCGCUGCUGCUGCUGCCGCUGCCCGGAGAGCGCUGGGGGGAAAGCGAUUGGCACUAACUUCGGAGUUGGGGCAAGCUCGGGGAAAGAGAAAAGAGACAGCUGCAUCCUCUUGCAAAUUUGGACUUCUCAGUAAUGGCAUCAGCUCUACCUAGGACCCUGGGGGAGUUGCAGCUGUACCGAAUAUUACAGAAAGCCAACCUUCUUUCUUAUUUUGAUGCCUUCAUCCAACAAGGUGGUGAUGAUGUCCAGCAGCUCUGUGAAGCUGGUGAAGAGGAGUUUUUGGAAAUCAUGGCCCUAGUGGGCAUGGCUAGUAAGCCCCUUCACGUCAGAAGGUUGCAGAAGGCUUUAAGGGACUGGGUUACAAACCCUGGUCUUUUUAAUCAGCCUCUCACUUCAUUGCCUGUCAGUAGCAUCCCCAUUUAUAAAUUACCAGAGGGUUCUCCUACAUGGUUGGGAAUGUCUUGUAGUUCUUAUGAGAGGAGCAGCAAUGCUCGGGAACCUCAUUUGAAGAUUCCAAAGUGUGCUGCUACCACAUGUGUACAGAGCCUGGGGCCAGCUAAGUCGGAUGUUGUGGGGACCUUAGCGCUACAAAGUGCCGGUGACUCCAGGCUCUGGCAAGGUCACCAUACUACGGAAAGCGAGCACAGUCUCUCCCCCGCAGACCUCGGCUCCCCAGCAUCACCAAAAGAAAGCACAGAGGCUCUGGAUGCAGCUGCCGCUCUGUCUGUGGCUGAGUGUGUAGAACGAAUGGUCCCCACACUGCCCAAAAGUGACUUGAAUGAAGUGAAAGAAUUGCUGAAAACCAAUAAGAAGUUGGCUAAAAUGAUUGGCCACAUCUUUGAAAUGAAUGACGAUGAUCCACAUAAAGAGGAGGAGAUUCGGAAAUAUAGUGCAAUAUAUGGGAGAUUUGACUCAAAAAGGAAAGAUGGCAAACAUCUCACACUUCAUGAGCUGACUGUUAAUGAAGCAGCCGCUCAGCUUUGUGUCAAAGAUAAUGCCCUUUUGACAAGAAGAGAUGAACUCUUUGCCCUUUCUCGGCAGAUUUCUCGAGAGGUUACCUACAAGUACACUUAUAGAACAACCAAGUCUAAAUGUGGAGAGAGAGAUGAAUUAUCCCCCAAGAGAAUUAAAAUAGAGGACGGAUUUCCAGAUUUCCAGGAUCCUGUGCAGACUCUUUUCCAGCAGGAUGCUGUAAAAGUUCAGUUAGCAUUGGCCAAAGCUAAAGGUGAAGAAUUUGCAGCACUUAAUUCUCAGCAGCCUGAAAAGGUGAUGGCAAAACAGAUGGAGUUCCUUUGCACCCAAGCUGGUUAUGAGAGACUACAACAUGCAGAAAGACGAUUGUCUGCAGGGCUUUACCGGCAGAGCUCGGAAGAGCACAGUCCAAAUGGCUUAAUAGCAGAUAAUUCCGACGGACAAGAAAGACCCUUGAAUCUCCGAAUGUCCAGUUUACAAAAUAGACAGCCUCCACAUUUUGUGAUGGAUGGGGAGCUGAGCAGACUUUAUUCCAGUAAUGAGGCCAAGUCUCAGUCAUCAGAAAGCCUUGGGAUUUUAAAAGAUUUUCCUCACUCAGCUUUUAACUUGGAGAGGAAAGUCAUAAAAACAGAGCCUGAAGAUACAAGAUAGCCAUGAUUCUCCCACUGUACGUUGGAAAAAAUGGCACCAGAUCUGAGGAUAAAGCUACAAUACAAAAUUAAGCCUUAAUAACCAAUGUUGCCUCAUUCAAGUCAAACAGAUUUCAUAGCCAAAGCUUAAGGACUGGUACAUUAGUCUGUGGAAACUGAGUGGGGAGGGUGGGGGGAGAAGGGAUAGGAAAAAAACAUCACAAUCUAGAACAGUUAUAUCGGUAAAUACACAUUCCUGUAUAAGUUGUUUCAUUAUGUGGGGAAGCUUACAAAUUAAUAUUGUAGGCAUCCAUUAUUUAAGAAUGUAAAAUGUAUUUGUAUAACUUAUAAAAGUAAAAUCUAGGUGUUGAGACAUGUAUUCAGUCCAGUAGAUGUGGAUACAAUUUAUUUUACUUGAAAUUUCAAUGUCUACUUUAAAUGUAUCUAGCAUAAAUAUGAGUGUUAUACAUCAGAAUUUAGAAAUCUAUGGGAUUAUAGGAAAGAAAGCUAAUUAAAGUGACAGGUAAACAGCAAGUUUACUUUUUUUGGGAAAAUAAAAAACAAGUACUUCAUAUUUUAAUGAAGGAAGUUUGAAUGGCUAUACCUUUGAUAAAGCCAAGCUUGUUUUAGAGGAGAUAAAUAUGUAUAUAUAUAUGACAUUUAUUAAUGUAAUGUCAUUUUACCAGUUUCAUCAGUGUACUUUUAAAUAUUAAUCAAGUACUAGGGAAUAGCCAGAAAUAUCAAUCUAGUGGCUGCCAUAUGGACGUGACCUGCAGCAUUGGCCUUUGCAUAGCAUAACCAUUAAGGCAUUAACAAAACAAAACAAAAAAAGAUUGGAAUAUCUUCCUUGGACAGAAAACUUGAGACAAGUAGGCUGAUUUGCAAAUGGCCUAGUUUUGGAUGUUUCAGAUCACUAAUGUGGAUCGCAGAAGGACUUCAUCCAGAAAGUGAUAAAGGAGUGAUGGAUAAUGGCCAGAUCCAUAGCCCAUUAUUGAAACAACUUUCCUCUAUGUCUUGAAAUUUGCUCUGCCUGCAGAGGUGGAUGUGAGCGACUAGAUGCCGAUAGGAGGUGCCCUCUUGUCCAAAUGAUGCUAUGUUUUUACCAAUCACUGGAGACAUUGUGCAGACAUUCUUUUCUACAUGUGCUUUUAGUUGAUAACCUGUAUUUGUUAUUUAUUUUGCAGUUUAAUUUUUGUAUAUCUUUUCUUUUUUCAAAUGCUUUUUUUCCCUGAAAAUAAUAAUAGCUUGAAUACAUUUCUGUCUUAAAUUCCACUGUUUAAUGUGAGACUUUGGCUUAGAUACAAAUAUCUGUAUGUAUGUGUGUGUGUGUGUGUAUAUAUGUGGCAGGCUUAGUUCACAUAUACCUGCCUGUUUACUUAAGGAUAAGAAUUUCCCAUUUGAAUCCUUUUCCCCAUGGCAAACUACAAAUGAGGCUUUUAUUAAAACAAACUUUCCUUAUUGGUUUGAGAAGCAGUAAUAAGAACAUGGGUUAAUAGACAGAUUUCCAUACUUGCUCUUAAAGUACCUUCUCAACCCUUGGUUGAGAAUAUGAUGUGCCAUGAAAUGUACCUUUUCUGUCUGUAGUUCAGUUCUGCAUUGUAGAUAUGUAACAAUUUUACCCAGUCAUCAUAUAUGCCAUACUAAAAUUUGUCAGCCCAGUGUUAAAUGAGGUGUCUGCACUCUAGUCCCUGAUCUCUGUAAAUGUGUAUAAUUGUUUUAUCACUUUUGAUUUGUGGAAGAGCUUUAUAGUGGAAACACCAGUCAACAACUUUUCUAUUAUUAAAAGGUGGUUUUUCCUCCCUAAA
Antechinus flavipes (yellow-footed antechinus) is the source of this 3473-nucleotide messenger RNA. It is a transcript of the gene NAB1, whose product is annotated as NGFI-A binding protein 1. Gene Ontology annotation, cellular component: nucleus. The record is from RefSeq and is a predicted model, not a curated record. Lineage: Eukaryota; Metazoa; Chordata; Mammalia; Dasyuromorphia; Dasyuridae. Gene Ontology annotation, molecular function: transcription factor binding; transcription coregulator activity. Gene Ontology annotation, biological process: negative regulation of DNA-templated transcription. Bases 200 to 1690 code for a protein of 496 amino acids. The transcript is spliced from 8 exons.